Platichthys flesus (European flounder) is the source of this 6497-nucleotide messenger RNA. RefSeq lists its product as uncharacterized. The record is from RefSeq and is a predicted model, not a curated record. Lineage: Eukaryota; Metazoa; Chordata; Actinopteri; Pleuronectiformes; Pleuronectidae. The transcript is spliced from 11 exons. Gene Ontology annotation, molecular function: DNA binding; zinc ion binding; histone demethylase activity. Gene Ontology annotation, biological process: regulation of transcription by RNA polymerase II; protein demethylation. The coding region runs from base 339 to 2990 and encodes 883 amino acids.
GAGAGAGAGAGAGAGAGAGAGAGAGAGAGAUGUGAAUGGGCACGACUCACUGCGCCCUGCACGUAUCGAUAUUAUCGAUCAGUUCGAUCAUCGAUACAUUAAACCUGCAGCGGGGCUGCUAGCUUAGCGUGGGAGCUAACCGGGGCUCCAGAGGCUACCACGAUGGGACGCGUGUGAAGCAGCCGCAGCUAACAGCAGCCUGGCGGAGAAAGGAACAAGGAAGCGGACGGCUAGCUGCGCUGCACCGAAGCUAACGUUGGCUAGCUGUUGGCUUAUAUUAUUUCUAAUGAACGACCGAGGAGCAUGCGACCUGAUCCGAGGAGCUGACUUGUUCGGGGAUGUCGGGCAGUAAGGCACUGGGCGGGGGGGCCGGCGGGGGGGCGAGGCGCAGGCGGACGCGGUGCCGGCGCUGCCAGGCGUGCAUGAGGACCGAGUGUGGAGAGUGUCACUUCUGUAAGGACAUGAAGAAGUUCGGAGGGCCUGGUCGGAUGAAGCAGUCCUGCCUCCUGAGACAGUGCACGGCUCCCGUGCUGCCUCACACGGCGGUGUGCUUUGCAUGUGGCGAGGCAGGGAAGGAGGACACUGUGGACUCGGAGGAGGAGAAGUUCAGCCUCUCUCUGAUGGAGUGCACCAUCUGUAAUGAAAUUAUCCACCCAAGCUGCCUGAAGAUGGGGAAAGCCGAAGGUAUCAUUAACGACGAGAUUCCAAACUGCUGGGAGUGUCCCAAAUGCCACAAGGAGGGCAAGACCAGUAAGGACCAGGCCGAUGGCUCAGGGAAGCGGCGACUGGAUAACGGGGAGGUGGGCCGUUGGAAACUCACAGAUGAGCCGCCCCCUAAAAAGAAAGCCCCUCCCUCCCUGGAGGAGGGGGGGAGGACAGCGGAGGGGGGCCACAAGAGGAAGAAGGAGAAGGAGCUGCCUCAGGACAGCGGAGCCAAGAAGAAGAUGAAAGCUGCCCAUGAGAAACGGCUGAAAAAGAAACCCAAACAGGAAGUGGUGGAGUCUAAUGGUCCCACAUCAUCAGCUGGUGGAUUUCAGGGCUCCUCCUCUUCCUCUUCGUCUUCUCAACCUGGUGGUGGGGGGGGGGCAGGGGGGGUUUCGAGUGCGGACCAGCGCUCGCACCACAGAGAGAAACUUGAACGUUUUAAGAGGAUGUGUCUGCUGGAGCGUCGGCCCGAGUCCUCCUCUUCCUCCUCUUCCAGUUCUGAGUCGGACUCCGAGUCCGACUCUGACGAUUCCCUGAGGGAGGAGCAAGGGGGAGGCUCCUCGCCAUCGUCGUCCUCCCCUGCCCCCCCUCCUCCGAUUGUCUACGGUAACAGCAGUGGGGGCCGGGUGGAGAGGGAGAGGAGUCGUAGCGAGCGGGAGAGAGAGAGGGAGAGGGAGAGACGUCUGGCCGAGCUGGGCUUCAGUGCCAGUGAGGAGUCGGAGGGGGAGGGAGGGAGGGGUGAGGAGGAGGAGGAGGAGGUGGAGGUGGGGGGGGGAGGGGGAGACAAGACACGGCGGAGAGGGGGAGGAGAUGGGGGGUUACCUCCAAGAGGACGGAAAGGAGGGCAGCUGGAUGGAGAGGACGAGGACACGCCCACAUCAGAAAGGACCAGGAAAAACUCCUCCUCCCUCCCCCCACCCUCACCCCUCUCAUCCAAUCAGAUGCCUCCAUCCUCGCAGCAUGACGGGUUCACGGGGAGGCAGCGGACCAAUGGGCAGGAGGCGCGCAACGGACGGACAAGAGGUGGGACGGGAGGGGUGAGGGAGGGAGGUGAGAAGGAGAACGCCAGCGGGAUUUUGACCAAUCAUAGACAUGGGGGGGGGGGAGGGGGUGGCACCAAGGGAAGUGGGAGUCGUGGCAACAAGAUCCGUAGCAACAGCAAGAACCCGAUGUCCAGAAACAACAUUUCCUCCUCGGCCAAUGGGGGAGGGGGGGCGGGCCCCGGGGGAGGCGGCUUGAUGAUGUCAACAAUGGCUGCGUCCCCCUGCUCCCAGCCAUCACGUCUCGCCCCUCGCUCUCAGAUGAUGAAGCGCAGCCCCCCGGCCGUGCCCUCGCCCCCCCGACCUGUUCAGAUGGAGAGACACCUGGUGCGCCCCCCCCCCACCUGCCCAGAGCCCAGCUGUUUGCCUCUGGACGGCGGAGCAUCGCACAUCGUGACCCGGGACGUCUGGCUCCGAGUCUUCACCUCCCUGAGCCACAGGGAGCUCUGCGUCUGCAUGAGGGUGUGUCGCACCUGGAGCCGCUGGUGCUGCGACAAGAGGUUGUGGACUCAGAUCGACCUGAGCCGUCAGCGCUCCAUCACCCCCCCUAUGCUGAGUGGUAUCAUCCGCCGCCAGCCCGUCUCCCUCAACCUGGGAUAUACCAACAUCUCCAAGAAACAGCUGAUGUGGCUCAUCAACCGCCUGCAAGGUCUGUUGGAGCUGAACGUUAGUGGUUGUGCGUGGCCGGUGGUGUCGGCGUUGUGUCAGGCCGUGUGUCCCUGUCUGAGGCUGCUGGAUCUGAGCAGAGUGGAGGACCUGAAGGACUCGCACCUGAGAGAGCUGCUUGCCCCCCCACCUGACACCAGGACAGCUCACGGGGAGACCAGAGCAGGACGCUUCCAGAAUGUGACGGAGCUGCGAUUGGCCGGUUUGGAUCUGACGGACGCGUCGUCUCGUCUGCUGGUGCGUUACGUUCCUCACCUGGUCAGGUUAGACCUGAGUCAGUGUGGGAACAUCACAGACCAGACGGUUCUCACCCUCACCUCCCCCAUCUCCCCCCUGAGAGAGAGCCUCACCCACAUCAACCUGGCAGGUUGUGUUAAAGUGACAGAGCAGUGCGUGUCGUUGUUGCGUCGCUGCUCGUCGCUGCAGACGGUCGACCUUCGCUCCUGCUCGCUCCUCUCGUCUGAGACUGGACAGUUGCUCUCCUUCCCCUCCCACAACUCCUCCUCCUCUUCCUCUGCCACAGUCGCUUCCUUGUCCUCCUGCCCUCCUGAAGACAGAACGCUGAUGAAGAACAGUUAAAGUCCACGCCACCUGACCGCCCAACCCCCCCACCUCCUUACACUACAGACAGAGGAGGAGCAAGAGGAGGAGGAUAUAUUUUUGCGAUGACAUUGUGGGUCAUAGUAAAACAAUAGAAACUCUGAGCAUGUACAUAUUUGUUCUCUGUAUAAUUCUGGCUGUGUGUAAAUAUCUGUAGUUUACUGUAAAUGACCUUUAACCUUUGAACCCAACACACUCCUCCAUCUAUCCUUCCUUCCGUCCACACUGCCACCAAUCGUCACACUGAUGCCCCCCCCCCUCGGACACACCCCCACAGGAAGUGAGAGUUGUAGGUUGGGGACCAUAUCAACUUAUAGAAAAGUUGCAGCUAACAGUUUCCCUCCGCUUCCAGUGUUUGUGCUAAGCUAGGCUAUCUUCAGAUCUGGUGCAGUUACAUGAGCGGACGAAUCACAUUUAGACGAUCCUGAUGUGUCGCACCUCAGGUUCCUGUCAAUCAUGUCGCUAUCACGUGAUGUCACCAAGCCUCAUGCUGACAGGCGAGUGGUUCUCUCCGAGCUGCGUCUCGGAGGCGAUAACCUGACUCCCCGAGUUCAGUUGGAACUGGCCAACGAGUUUAAAUGGCAUCAAUCCCAUUUUGAUUCGAGAGAAAAAUAACCAAUCGAAUGAGAGACAUGGCACGUAGCAAUGGUCCCUGACUGGACGCUCACUGGGGAGGGCGUGGUUGAGAUGCUGCCACCAGGGGGCGCCUGUAUGCCUGUGGUGGAUGUUGUUACUUCAGUGUUUCCUGCAGCUUCAGAAAUGAUGUACAUACGAAAGUUUAGACAAGUUUAUAGAACAAAAGUAUCAAACCUGUCGGAUGUGACACGUCGCCGAGUCAAACACAUUUAUUCAUCAAUGUACCUCAUCACGUCCACCAUCCAAUCAGAGGCUGAGCUGCAGUGUGGGUGUGUGUGGAUGUCGUGUGUAUGCGUGUGUGUGUCUCUGCAGUACGAGUUCAAAUCAUAAGAAGGGACUGUGCUUUAUUUCGAUGGGACCCUCCUCACCUGCAUCCCAUAGUCAGCUUACACAAGGUAAAGCAUACUCUUCCAAGCUCCGCCCACACUGACAAAUUAUAUUUUUAACUCUGUUUUGUUUCAGUCUGAAACUGAGACUUUGGUAAACGAUGAUGCAGACGUUCUCUUCCUGAUUGGUUCUCAUCAGUCACCUGACUUGACUACUAGCAGUGAACACGAAGUGUCAGUAGCACUUCCUGUCAGUAGCAGUUCCUGUCAGUAGCACUUCCUGUCAGUAGCAGUUCCACCUCGUCGUCCCUUCUCUGACUCGUCACCUUCACUGUUCCUCCUUCAGAGGAGUUUCUGUUACUAAGCAAACACCUGCUGAGGAGACAUCUACUUCCUGUUUACGUGACGUGUGUUUUCAGGUCUGUGGUGCGUCAGAGAUUGUUGCUGAUGCGUAGCUGAGACUCGGUGUGGACGUAGCCUGAAUGCUCUUGUUUCACUUUGAGGAAGGUUAGCGCCCCCGUCUGGUCACCUGAUCUGACCUUAUUCUGCACUUGUGAAAAACUUUUUCUCUGUGCUGUGCCAGUUCCUUUAAACAGCUGGCUGGCUGGCUGGGGGGGGGCAGGUGAUGUUUGGUUCAAGGUCUUUCUCUCUCUCUCUCUCUCUCUCUCUCUGUCUGUGUGUGUGUGUGUGUGUGUGUGUGUGUGUGUGUGUGUGUGUGUGUGUGUGUGUGUGUGUGUGUGUGUGUGUGUGUGUGUGUGUGUGUGUGUGUGUGUGUGUGUGUGUGUGUGUGUGUGUGUGUGUGUGUGUGUGUGUGUGUGUGUGUGUGUGUGUGUGUGUGUGUGUGUGUGUGUGUGUGUGAAUCUGAGCCUCUACGUCUUCAACAUUCGCCUCAAUUGUUCAUGUUUGUUCUUUGUUUACAUCGGCUCUGUUUCCCCCGAUCAGAUUCUUCAUCAUUGAUUUGGUGAUUGAUUGUUUUUUCUCAGGAGUUUUUCUUUUUUCUUCAUGUCAGGUUUUAUUUAUUUCCGUGCCACGUCAGCUUCCAUAGCUGAGUCUGAACUUUGUUUCACGGUCGUCACUCGUAAAUAAUUUUUCACCGUCUGUUUUCAACUUGAUGACAUCACUUCCUGUUUCGCUGCAUUCUUCAGGUUGUAUUUAUCUGUGGAAGGUCAAUUCUGCCAGGUAAAAAAAAAUCCAAUUAUUGUUGUGAUGCUUUAAAGUAAGAAAAGGGGGAGAAACAGGAAUUCAGAUGUGUCAUAGACGCCCGGAUGUUUGUGACGCCAUGGAGACUGAGUCAUGGUUUAAAUGUGACGGCGUCAUGGGCUACAGUCACCAACUAAACAAUAGUCUCCCUCUGCUGGCCAACGUAAUAGUUAGCUGAGGCUACGUUAGCCUCUUGUUGCACCACCUCCGCUGCUCUGUCAUCAGACCGAAACUCAACAAACAUUAAGAUGAAUUAUAUUGAGUGAACAAGUUGGAAAAUGGAAGCUAUUUUGAGACUUGUGUUGCUAGCAUAUUAGCAGUUCUGGCUAACAAGCUAAUGUGCAAACAACACAGAUUGGAUUGUUACCAGCCUGAGACUAUCGGUUGAUAAAUUGUUUUGUAAACAAAGUGAAAUUGAAUCGAUGACCACUUUGAUAAUUGAUGAACUGUUAAUGUGUUUAUUCCAAAAACUUUUUGGGAUGCUGUUGUCAGUUGAUUUAGUUUAUUCUGCUCUGUUUAAAGUAAAAGCUUCACACUGUCAGUAGUUAUUGUUCAUUUUAUAAUCGUCAUCAAAGAUCACGGAACACAGGGACCCCUGGUGGUCAUCUGCAAAUUAACCUCCAUAGAUAAGAGACUCCCACAAUCUGUCGUCUGAUUCGGGGAUGGGGGACUUUCACAUGGGGGGAGCACAGGGCCUGGGGCGGUUCCAUGUCGCCCUGAGGUCGAACAUGGUAAAGAAGCAGCAGGUCGGUGUUGACGUGGGACGUAGUCCAUGAAUCGACACCUCGUUGGUGACAUUUCAAAUAUCCACCACGCCGUGUCGGCGCCAUGUUGUGCCAUAAACUCACCAGAUCCACUUGUCACAGUGUAAACCUGCAAAUUGGUCAGUUUUUAUUUUUGUAUUCUGUUGUGAUUUAUUUUUUUACUGUAAUGUUUCGCUCUGUCCCUCCGAUGAUGCUUCACGUUUGACCUAGCAACAAGUGAGAUCAAAUCGGAUUGGACAAUAAUCUCUGACUCCUGAAAGCUCUUAUCCAAUCAGAUGUCUGACAUAUCUUAGUAAAAAGUGAGUGGGUGUUUUAAAGAUGCACUGGAUCAUCAUCACGUUUUGCCAAAUGUAUUUUUUGUUGUGAAAAUGGGCAUAUUAACGUUUGUUACUUUGUUUUGUUCCUUUUUCUUCUUUGUCUCGAUUCUUCUGUUGUUGAUGAAAAAAUGAAGAAGUUGAACAAAAAGUAAAAAGAGACAAAAAGAGAAACUCAAGGCAGCUACGUACGAGAGACUACUGUAAAACCACCGACCAAUAAAGAAGCAAUGGUUUGUUUUUAAA